This is a messenger RNA of Theobroma umbraticum, 3624 nucleotides long. It is a transcript of the gene THE1, whose product is annotated as protein kinase family protein. Gene Ontology annotation, molecular function: protein kinase activity; ATP binding. NCBI's taxonomy places the organism in Eukaryota, Viridiplantae, Streptophyta, Magnoliopsida, Malvales, Malvaceae. The record is from RefSeq and is a predicted model, not a curated record. Gene Ontology annotation, biological process: protein phosphorylation.
GCUUUCUGUUAUUAAAUUCGGAAGCUUAUGGAAAAGCUACUAAGCGCUCAUAAAAUUCAAAGCUUUUUUCAAUGUACUGAGAGAAGGAAGAAAGAUAAACAGCUGGUUUUUUGUGGGAAGUGAUACAUUCCCAGGCUGCUUCAGAUACAUUGACAAUACAGAAAAAGAAAAUUUUUUCUUUCUACUAAACUGGUGGGGUCCUCUUAGUUUUCUCUGUAAAUGACAGCCUAAUCAACAGCCUGGAAAAGUUGGGUUUAUAUGCAGAAGCAGCUGCUACACUUUUGAAAAAAAAAGGGCCCUUUUUUUCUCGGUAACAAUCAUGUUAUCUCAACUUGGCUUUUGUCUUUGAACCCGAAAAGAGUUGAACUCAAAACCAGUUUCAGGGAAUGGCUGGUUGUUUCCCAUAUUGGCUGCAUUUGGGAGGUAAGGGUAUUGAUAAAGUCCUGAUCUUUGAAGUAAAGUUUAUGUAAUUUUUGCAUUGUGUUGUAAUGUUUUAGAUUGUAGUUGGGUAAGCAUUGGGGUGAAUUAGAUCUGAGAUUUGGAAAGAUAUGAACUUUGGGGGGUUGAGUUACUGCGAUUUUGAAGGAGUUCUUUGAGGUUUAUUUAUUUAUUUUUUUGGAGUUUUGUGGGAUUUUGGGGUUUCUGUAGAUCUUAGUUUACAGGGCUUAAGGCAUUGUUUUGAUGCUUUUUUGUUAACGGUUUGUUAAGUUGGGAUUAUUGUUAGGCAUUUUUGAGUUAUUGAUAAAGUGGAAGAUGAAAGUAGGGAAUUUUGUGGCGUUGGUUUUGGCUGUUGCUUUGUUUGUGUUUUUGGGAUGUAGAACACAGGCUUCGUUUACUCCUGCUGAUAACUACUUGAUUGUUUGUGGUUCUUCACAAAAUGUCACAUUCCAAGGUAGAACUUUUGUUCCUGAUUCGGGCCAUUCCUCUCUUUCUUUGAAGAGUGGAAGUACUUUUGUUGCUAGUUCUAAUUCUAGUGUUCCAUCUCCAAUAUAUCAAUCGGCUCGAAUUUUUUCUGGCAUUGCUUCUUACAAGUUUAAUAUGAAACAAGAGGGUCGGCAUUGGGUCCGGCUCUAUUUUUAUCCUCUUCCAAAAUCAGGCCAGAACUUGAACUCUGCUCCAAUAACAGUUGUCACUGAUGGUUUUGUGCUCUUGAAUAACUUCACUUUCAAGAACUAUAAUGGUUCUUUUUUGUUCAAGGAGUAUGCAAUCAAUGUGACUUCCGAUACCUUAACCCUUACCUUCAUUCCAUCAAAUAAUUCGGUUUCAUUUGUUAAUGCAAUUGAAGUUGUCUCCAUCCCAGAUUCAGUCCUUCCUGACCAGGCAUUAGCUCUGAAUCCAUCUGCUCCUUUUAGUGGUCUUUCAGAAUUUGCCAUGGAAACUGUUUAUAGGUUAAACAUGGGUGGGCCGUUAAUCACUGCUCAGAAUGAUAGCCUUGGAAGAACAUGGGAGAAUGAUGUGAAAUAUCUCCAUGUAAACAGUUCUGCUCUGAAUGUUUCUGUCAAUCCUGCUUCUAUCAAAUAUACGACUUCGGUUACAACAGAGACAGCACCAAAUUUGGUCUAUGCCACUGCUGAAGCCAUGGGAGAUGCAAAUGUACCCAGCAUGAACUUCAAUGUAACUUGGGUCUUCCCUGUUGAUCCAAACUUCAGGUAUUUUGUUCGGGUACAUUUUUGUGAUAUCUUGAGUCAGUCUCUCAACACUUUGGUUUUCAAUCUGUACAUAAAUGAUGAUAUUGCUGUUGCAAGUCUUGACCUCUCGAUGUUGACUGGCGGCCUAAACGUACCUUAUUAUAAGGACUUUAUCUCCAAUUCUUCAGCAGAGUCCGAUACUUUGACUGUUAGUAUUGGUCCAGAUACAGUUGCAGACAUCACUAAUGCAACAAUGAAUGGAUUGGAGAUUAUGAAAAUCAGCAACGAUGCUGGAAGCCUGGAUGGGCUUUCUUCUGUGAAGAAUCUCCUUCCUAAAUCCUCCUCAAAGAAGAACAGCAUAGUGAUAAUAAUUGGCUGUGUCAUUGGAGGUAUAGCUGCUGUGGCAUUAAUUGGAUUCUGCUAUUGUUGCCUGGCAUCACGCAAGUCAAAAACUACUCAUCAAGGACAUCCAUGGCUGCCUUUACCCUUGUAUGGAAACUCCCAGACAAUGACCAAAAUGUCCACAACAUCACAGAAGAGUGGAACAGCAAGCUGCAUUUCGUUGGCUUCUUCCAAUCUUGGGCGGUUCUUCUCCUUCCAAGAAAUCCUUAAUGCUACCAACAAAUUUGAUGAGAGCCUACUUCUUGGAGUUGGUGGUUUUGGAAGGGUCUACAAGGGAACACUUGAAGAUGGAACUAAAGUUGCAGUUAAAAGAGGUAACCCCAGAUCUGAACAAGGUCUUGCGGAGUUCCGCACUGAAAUUGAAAUGUUAUCGAAACUUCGCCACCGCCACCUUGUCUCUCUUAUUGGGCACUGUGAUGAAAGAUCAGAAAUGGUUCUUGUUUAUGAAUAUAUGGCUAAUGGACCCCUUAGAAGUCAUCUUUAUGGAACAAAUCUCCCACCUCUAUCAUGGAAGCAACGACUAGAGAUAUGCAUUGGAGCUGCUAGAGGACUUCAUUACCUCCACACUGGUGCAGCCCAAAGCAUUAUUCACCGAGAUGUGAAGACAACAAAUAUUCUCUUGGAUGAGAAUUUUGUAGCCAAAGUAGCAGAUUUCGGUCUCUCAAAAACUGGUCCAGCUUUAGAUCAGACUCAUGUGAGUACUGCUGUUAAGGGUAGCUUUGGUUACCUUGAUCCUGAAUAUUUCAGAAGGCAGCAACUCACAGAGAAGUCAGAUGUAUAUUCAUUUGGGGUGGUUCUGAUGGAAGUUCUCUGCACUAGGCCAGCUUUAAAUCCUGUUCUCCCAAGAGAACAAGUUAAUAUUGCAGAAUGGGCAAUGGGCUGGCAGAAGAAAGGUAUGUUGGAUCAAAUCAUGGAUUCUAAUCUGGUGGGGAAAGUGAAUCCAGCUUCUCUUAAGAAAUAUGGAGAGACAGCCGAGAAGUGCCUGGCUGAGCACGGCAUUGACAGGCCAUCAAUGGGAGACGUUUUAUGGAACCUUGAAUAUGCUCUUCAGCUGGAGGAGACCUCAUCAGCACUAAUGGAACCUGAUGAUAACAGCACCAACCAUAUCCCAGCCAUUCAGUUGACACCACUUGAGCCAUUUGAUAACAGCGUGAGCAUGAUUGAUGGGGGGAACUCUGGCACUGAUGAUGAUGCUGAAGAUGCUGCUACAAGUGCAGUAUUUUCACAACUAGUAAACCCUCGGGGACGAUAGAUGACAAGUGGUCCUGCCCCUUUUGUGAUCUUAAGCCACUGGACAUCAUUCUGAAGAUUCAGUUCUCCUUCCCUGAUAAAUACUUGGAAACAUCCCAAGACAUUGAAUGAAGGUUUUUCUUCUUAUCACAUUAUUCGGUUUUUUUCCCUCAAAAUUUUCAUUCAUAAUAUAUUUAGUUUGUAAUAUAGGUGAGUGAUGGCUACCAAUCAGUCCAUCAGAAAGAUUGCAUGUACCGCACUAUAAAAUUCCAUUAUUGUUGAUUUAAUUCAUCUGGGUUCCAGAUUCCCCAUGUUGUUAUUACACAGUUACCAGAUAAGGAAUAUGUUAUUUGUCUUCUGUUCA